This is a messenger RNA of Harpegnathos saltator (Jerdon's jumping ant), 6597 nucleotides long. It is a transcript of the gene nompC, whose product is annotated as no mechanoreceptor potential C. Gene Ontology annotation, biological process: calcium ion transmembrane transport. Gene Ontology annotation, molecular function: protein binding; calcium channel activity. Bases 1242 to 6506 code for a protein of 1754 amino acids. The record is from RefSeq and is a predicted model, not a curated record. Lineage: Eukaryota; Metazoa; Arthropoda; Insecta; Hymenoptera; Formicidae. Gene Ontology annotation, cellular component: membrane. The transcript has 14 exons.
GCAUAGAUUAUUGGGAGAGGAUGAAAUUCAAGCUUAUUUUAAAAUACUCCAACAUAUGUUCGUCGUUAUUCGCUACGUCUCGUCAAUUACUCGCAAACAUUACGCUCAAUCUUAAACUUAAGUAUUAAAAACAAACGUUAUCAUCGAUUAUAUUGACCGUGAGUUUCAUUUGACCGUGUGAUUCAUUUUUAGAGAGUACACAUCGAAAGUAUGUACAUAUAUAUAUAUAUAUAUAUCAACGUCAAGGUGACGUGUCUCGAGCGAAAAGUAGAGAGUAGGCACACGAGCAGAGGCCCUUGGUCCCUUGACUAAGGAGGGCGAAGAGAGAGGGUGAAGAAGAAUGGGGAGGAAGCCGUUAUUCGGAGCCGCGGCAGAGAGUCCGGUGUAUUCGAGAUAGCCGGGGAUAGCGUGCCUACCGGACUGGUCCGGAAGUCGCGUGUCGACGGCAACCCCUCUCCGCGGCUCUUGCCCUACCUUCGUCUUCGUUACUACCACCUACACACACCUGCAAUUUCCUUGCCUUACCUCACCUACCCUGCCAACGACUACGACGACCAGCACGGCCUACCGCGAAAUUGCUUUGUGUGAGUCGAAGGUAAUCCGUGCAAGUCAAACGGUAAGAGGGUGUUGGUGCAACGUUACCCUAACGAACCAUGAGAACGAGUCGACGAUUGGUCGAUCCUGCCGCGAGCGAGCGAACCCUCUCUUCAUUCUCUCUCGGUUACGUACCGUCCUCAGAAUCGUCAGGAUAACCGUGCCGUUAACAACACUCUUGCUACACCGUUAUAAUAAGUUAUCGCUUGAUUUCUAAUCAAGACCGAGCAUAGAUUGAGAUUGAGAAUAACGAGACGAUCGAUCGAAUCUCUCACUGAAGCGUGUUUGCAUCUCUCGGUUGAACCGAAAUGAGGCUCGAGUGAUACGUGAUACUUGUCAUUCGCUAGCUUACGCAUUCGACACUUGCCUGGUGUCGUGCUCUACGACGAAGCGGAGCUGCCUUUCAAUCGUUUUUCAAUCGGCAAAAUUCUCCUUGAAGUCGCGUCACGUGACAAGCGUUCCAUUGUCUUACAUCCGGCGGUGCGCGUACGCACCAGAGAGCAAGAGGUGUACCGGCCACCUGGUGACUCGGUGGCGAUCUUUCGGUGGCGCAAUCGUCGCAAGCUUGAACGUGCAAUCUUGAACGAGAGUGAGUUGCUCGAGCGAACCAUGCUCGCGCUAUACGCAGUGGAAUCGUACGGCGUAACAUGAGUAGCAACAGCAAGAAACCGCCAGGAGGCAAGGACGACAAGAAGAGCCCCUCGAGCAAAGAGGAGAGUCCGUCGGGCGGAAAGGACGAUGGCGGUUCGGCCUCAACGGGAAGCAAUGGCGGCGCGAUCGGAGGGGAACCAUCGCAGCCGGGAAGUAAGCCCGGCUCCGCCGGUGCGACCGCCAGAGAAGGGGCCCAGAGACUUCUGGGCCUGGCUGCGCGCGGAGAAUGGGCACCCGUGGACCAGCUGCUCAAGUCUCUGGAGAAGACGGUGCAGAGCGCGGGGGAGGAUGGCUUCAUCGCGCCGCUGGCCGGCGUUCUGGAUCCGAUGACGGGGAUGACGCCGCUGAUGUACGCGGUGAAGGACAACCGCAGCGCGCUGCUCGAUCGCAUGAUCGAGCUUGGGGCCGACGUUACCGCCAGGAACAACGACAAUUACAAUGCACUCCACGUCGCCGCCAUGUACUCGAGGGAGGACGUUGUCAAGUUGCUAUUGUCCAAGAGAGGUGUCGAUCCAUACGCCACGGGCGGGCCAAGACAGCAGACGGCAGUGCAUUUGGUAGCAUCGAGACAAACGGGUACCGCCACAUCAAUUCUACGUGCUCUAUUGGCCGCCGCUGGACGAGAUAUCAGGCUGAAGGUCGAUGGCAAAGGGAAGAUACCUCUUUUGCUAGCGGUGGAGGCUGGCAAUCAAUCGAUGUGCCGGGAACUUUUGGCGCAGCAAGCGCCUGAUCAGCUUCGGGCCACCACACCGGCGGGUGAUUCCGCUCUGCAUUUGGCCGCGAGAAGACGAGACAUCGACAUGGUGCGGAUCCUAGUGGAUUACGGCACGUCCGUCGACAUGCAAAAUGGCGAUGGGCAGACCGCGUUGCACAUAGCGAGCGCCGAAGGUGAUGAGACUCUGGUGAAGUACUUCUACGGUGUCCGCGCGUCCGCCUCGAUCACCGAUCAUCAAGAUCGGACACCUAUGCACCUGGCCGCUGAGAAUGGUCACGCGUCCAUAAUCGAGCUACUGGCCGAUAAGUUCAAGGCGAGCAUUUUUGAGAGAACGAAAGACGGCUCCACUCUGAUGCACAUAGCGUCGCUCAACGGCCACUCGGAAUGCGCCACUAUGCUCUUCAAGAAGGGCGUGUAUCUGCACAUGCCGAACAAACGCGGCGCCAGGUCUAUUCAUACGGCCGCCAGGUAUGGCCACGUGGGUAUCAUUAGCACCUUGUUGCAACGAGGCGAGAAGGUAGACGCGGUGACCAACGACAACUACACGGCACUCCACAUAGCCGUGGAAAGCGCCAAACCGGCCGUCGUGGAGACACUCUUGGGGUACGGCGCGGAGGUACACGUGAGGGGUGGGAAACUUCGGGAAACUCCGCUCCAUAUAGCCGCCAGGGUGGCCGACGGUGACAGAUGCGCCUUGAUGUUACUGAAAUCUGGAGCGAGUCCGAACUUGACGACCGACGACGGCCAGACGCCUGUUCAUGUGGCGGCCAGUUAUGGGAACCUGGCGACUCUCCUCCUGCUCCUUGACGACGGCGGAGAUCCGAUGGCCAAGUCGAAAAACGGGGAGACGCCGUUGCAUCUGGCCUGCAGAGGUUGCAGAGCGGACGUGGUCCGACACUUGAUCGAAUUCGUGAAGGAGAAGAAGGGCGCGGAAGUGGCGACUCUGUACGUGAACAGCCUGACCAACGAAGGAGCCAGUGCUCUCCACUACGCCGCCCAAAUCGAACCGACGGAAGUCAGCACCCCCGGCGACGACCGCGCGGUUAUUCGCGCGCUCCUCGACAGCGGUGCGGACGUCUCGCUGCAGACUAGACAGGCCCAGGAAUCGGCGUUUCAUCAUUGCGCCCUCGCGGGCAACAACGAAAUCUUGCAAGAGAUGAUCAGUCGCAUGUCGGCGACGGAAGUGCAGAAGGCCCUGAACAAGCAGAGUGCCGUGGGUUGGACGCCGUUGUUGAUCGCGGCUCAUCGAGGGCACAUGGAACUGGUGAGCACUCUGUUGGCGAAUCACGGCCGGGUGGACGUGUUUGAUCUCGAGGGUAGAUCGGCUCUUCACCUGGCCGCCGAGCACGGCUACCUUCAGGUGUGCGACGCGCUCUUGGCGAACAAAGCCUUCAUAAACUCCAAGUCGCGCGUAGGCAGAACCGCCCUGCAUCUCGCUGCCAUGAACGGUUAUACGCACCUGGUGAGAUUCCUCGUGCAAGACCACGGCGCCGCGAUAGACGUGCUCACUUUGAGAAAACAGACGCCUCUUCACUUGGCGGCGGGAGCCGGUCAGCUGGAGGUCUGCAAACUCCUGCUGGAACUCGGCGCCAGCAUCGACGCCACUGACGACCAGGGGCAAAAGCCAAUCCACGCCGCGGCAAUGAACAAUUACGCCGAGGUGGCACAGCUGUUCCUGCAGCGGCACGCCAGCCUAGUGAUGGCCUGCACCAAGGACGGCAACACCUGCGCCCACAUCGCCGCCAUGCAGGGCAGCGUACGCGUGAUUGAGGAGCUGAUGAAGUUCGACCGACAGGGCGUGAUAUCCGCGAGAAACAAGCUGACGGAGGCCACCCCGCUGCAGUUGGCCGCUGAGGGCGGCCACGCUGAGGUGGUGAAGGCUCUGGUGCGGGCCGGGGCGUCCUGCGCUGACGAGAAUCGCGCGGGCUUCACCGCGGUUCAUCUGGCGGCUCAGCACGGCCACGGCCAGGUGCUGGAAGUGAUGAGGUCGUCGCAGUCCCUCAGGAUCUCCAGCAAGAAACUCGGUGUCACCGCGUUGCACGUGGCCGCUUACUUCGGACAGGCCGACACGGUCAGAGAACUCUUGACUCACGUACCCGGGACAGUGAAGUCCGAUCCACCGACCGGGGGAGCUCUGGUAGCGGAAUUAGGAAGCGAAUCCGGGAUGACGCCUCUUCAUCUGGCCGCCUACUCCGGAAACGAGAACGUCGUACGACUGCUGUUGAACUCUGCCGGUGUACAGGCGGACGCUGCGACCACCGAAAACGGAUUCAAUCCUUUGCAUCUGGCCUGUUUCGGCGGCCACAUCACCGUGGUGGGUUUACUGUUGAGCAGAUCGGCAGAGUUGCUGCACAGCGCGGACCGUUACGGCAAGACCGGCCUGCACAUCGCAGCGACCCAUGGUCAUUAUCAGAUGGUGGAGGUACUCUUGGGCCAAGGGGCUGAGAUCAACGCGACCGACAAGAACGGCUGGACGCCGCUUCAUUGCGCGGCGCGUGCCGGUCAUUUGGACGUCGUGAAGCUGCUCGUAGAGAGCGGGGCAUCCCCGAAGAGCGAAACGAAUCUCGGCUGCGCGCCGAUCUGGUUCGCCGCUUCCGAGGGUCACAACGACGUGCUCAAGUAUCUCAUGGAGAAGGAGCACGACACGUACGCUCUGAUGGAUGACAGAAGGUUCGUCUACAAUAUGAUGGUGUGCAGCAAAAGUCACAACAACAAACCGAUAGAGGAGUUCGUCCUAGUGUCACCCGCGCCGGUCGACACUGCGGCCAAGCUCUCCAACAUCUACAUGAAACUCUCGGAGAAGGAGAAAGAACGCGCCAAGGAUUUGAUCGCGGCCGGGAAGCAAUGCGAGGCCAUGGCGACCGAAUUACUGGCGUUAGCGGCGGGCGCCGAUUCAGCCGGCAGGAUCUUGACGUCGAUGGACCGCAGGAACGUCGAGUUCCUGGACGUGUUGAUCGAGAACGAGCAGAAGGAGGUGAUCGCGCACACAGUGGUGCAGCGUUACCUCCAGGAGCUCUGGCAAGGCAGCCUGAACUGGAACGCGUUCAGGACGAUCCUGCUGUUCAUCGCCUUCCUCGUGUGCCCGCCCGUCUGGCUCGUGUUCGCCCUCCCGUUCGGCCACAAGUACAAUAACGUGCCCAUCAUCAAGUUCAUGUCGUAUCUCACGUCGCACAUCUACCUGAUGGUCUUCCUGCUGUUGGUCGGCAUCACGCCCAUCUAUCCGGUGGUGAGAGGCAGCUUGAUACCGUACUGGUACGAGUGGUGCCUGCUGGUGAUGCUGUCGGGGCUGUUGUUGUUCGAGCUGACGAAUCCCAGCGACAAGAGCGGCUUGGGCUGGAUCAAGCUGGCGGUGCUGCUCUUUGGCAUAUUCGGCGUGGCAUUCCACCUGAUGGGCUUCGUGUUCGUGCAGAGGCCGUAUUGGCCGACUCUGCUCUAUCUGAGGAACCAGCUUUUCGCUCUGAGCUUCCUUUUAGCAUGCGUACAAAUAUUGGACUUUCUGUCGUUUCAUCAUCUCUUCGGACCUUGGGCCAUCAUCAUCGGUAAUCUCAUGAAGGAUCUUGCGAGAUUCCUCGCGGUCUUGGCCAUCUUCGUCUUCGGCUUCUCCAUGCACUUUGUCGCGCUCAAUCAGGCGUUCAAGAAUCAAACGCCGAAGGAGGCGCACGACGACGACAGGAAGAAGAAGCCUCCUUUCUACGACGAUUUGUUGGCCAAUGUUACGGAAUGGAUGAUGGAGACGCCACCAACGGCGCCUCCUCGUCGCUACGGCCGCUACAAGAAAAAGAAUGACUGUUGUGACGAUAACAGAGAUAUAAAGAUGAAUCCGGUACUCGCCUUCGAAUAUCUGUUCUUCGCCGUCUUCGGCCAAACUACCCACGGCGAGCUAAAGGUCGAGGUCAAUCAGCCACAGUGGACCGCGGUCCUCUUCAAGUUGACCUUCGGCGUAUACAUGUUGGUCUCAGUAGUGGUGUUGAUUAAUCUGCUGAUCGCCAUGAUGAGCGACACUUAUCAACGGAUACAAGCGCAGUCGGACAUUGAGUGGAAAUACGGGCUCAGUAAACUGAUCCGUAACAUGCACAGAACCACUACAGCUCCGUCCCCGUUAAACUUGCUCACCACCUGGACCGUAUACUUCAUCAAGCUGUGCAAGCAGCGCGCCGCUAGACGCAAACGACCCUCGUUGGUGCACAUGAUGGGGCUGCAGCGCGCCGGUCGUUUGUCGCCCAGAUCGAAGAUGGGCGCCAAGUGGUUGGCUAAGGUUAAAAAGGGUCAAGUCCGUCCGAAGGACAGCGUGACCCUCUCCGUGGUACACCUCAGCCCAUUAGGCAGUCAAUUGUCCUUCAAUAGUGCGACCAGAAUAGAGAAUGUAGUGGACUGGGACUCAAUCAGGAAGAAAUAUCUCGCCCUGACUGGGAACGAACCCGAAAAGGAUGAGGCGGAGAAGGAGGAGAAGGGCGAUGAGGACGAGAACGAGGACGAGAACGGGCCGACGAACGCUACCAACGCUGCUUCGACGGCGCCACCAACGGUCCCGACACCGCCCAUGUAAAGAUAACGCCUCGUUCGUCCUUGUCCUCAUCGAGCGUUGGAGCAUAACGGAAAGGAAAAGAAGAUGUAUCAACAGCAGCAACAGUAUGGCA